AUGUCUGGACUAUUUACAUUGAGCAUUGGGGCUAUUUUUAAAGUAGAGAAGUUAAGCAUGGUUAAAGUGCUUGCUGUCUGUCUAAGUUUUGUUGGUGUUGUGUUUGUCUCUUAUUCAGACCAACUUGUAAAGCAUGAUGGCUUGGAUAUACCCAAGCCUUUAAUUGGAGAUGUAUUGGCAUUAUGCGGUGCUCUAUUCUAUGGCUGUUAUACUACUCUUUUAAAACUGAAGAUAGGUGAUGAAUCCCGGAUCGAUAUGCCCUUGUUUUUCGGGUUUGUAGGUACCUUUAAUGUGUUACUGAUGUGGCCUAUAUUCUUCUUUUUGCAUUUCAUGGGCAUUGAAAGAUUUGAAUUGCCUUUCUCACCAUCUCUCUGGCUUAUGGUGAUCCUAAAUGCUUUUGUUGGCACUUUUUUAUCGGACUAUCUCUGGCUUCUUGCUAUGUUAAUGACUACACCACUUGUCGUUACUUUGGGCAUUUCAAUGACAAUUCCAUUGGCUCUUGUGGGAGAUGUAGUCUUUAAACAUUUUGUGCCUGGAGUUCAGUAUGCAAUAGGUGCCAUACUGGUUGUUGCAGGAUUUUUUGUUGUCAAUAUAGCAACAUUAUCUGAUAUUGAAGGAAACACUUCCAUGGAUCAAGAUGAUUUCUUAGAAGAUGACCACCUAAACAACCAACGUAGAAUGGCCCGCGCCUUGAGCAUAUCAGAGCCUAAUCUUGAUAGAAGGGCCAGCCAUGCAUCAGUUCUUAGUGCAUAUCCAUAA
Messenger RNA from Gilbertella persicaria, 759 nucleotides. RefSeq lists its product as uncharacterized. NCBI's taxonomy places the organism in Eukaryota, Fungi, Mucoromycota, Mucoromycetes, Mucorales, Choanephoraceae. Gene Ontology annotation, cellular component: membrane. The coding region runs from base 1 to 759 and encodes 252 amino acids. The record is from RefSeq and is a predicted model, not a curated record. Gene Ontology annotation, biological process: regulation of peptide transport. The transcript is spliced from 3 exons.